Myotis brandtii (Brandt's bat) is the source of this 2093-nucleotide messenger RNA. RefSeq names its product lysyl-tRNA synthetase (gene KARS1). The record is from RefSeq and is a predicted model, not a curated record. The transcript is spliced from 13 exons. Gene Ontology annotation, biological process: lysyl-tRNA aminoacylation; basophil activation involved in immune response; positive regulation of macrophage activation. NCBI's taxonomy places the organism in Eukaryota, Metazoa, Chordata, Mammalia, Chiroptera, Vespertilionidae. Gene Ontology annotation, molecular function: ATP binding; tRNA binding; lysine-tRNA ligase activity. Gene Ontology annotation, cellular component: cytosol; cytoplasm; aminoacyl-tRNA synthetase multienzyme complex. The coding region runs from base 100 to 1911 and encodes 603 amino acids.
GGAGUGCCCGCCCCUUCUCUCCGGAAGAGGCGGGGCUUCCAACCUCGAUUGGGAGUUCACUGUACAGCCUCAUUACUUUCACUUCGGGCCUUGAGAGAGAUGGCUGCGGUGCAGGAGCCUGGGGUGAACGUGGACGGCGGCGAGUCAAAACUGAGCAAGAAUGAACUAAAGAGACGCCUGAAAGCUGAGAAGAAAGUAGCGGAGAAGGAAGCCAAGCAGAAGGAGCUCAGUGAGAAACAACUAAGCCAGGCCAAUGCUGCUGCCACCAACCACACCACUGACAACGAUGUGGGUCCCGAGGAGGAGAGCCUGGACCCAAACCAAUACUACAAGAUCCGAAGCCAAGCAGUCCACCAACUAAAGGUCAGUGGAGAAAACCCAUACCCACACAAGUUCCAUGUAGACAUCUCGCUCACUCACUUCAUCCAAGAAUACAGUCACCUGCAGCCUGGGGACCACCUGAGUGACAUUACCUUAAAGGUGGCAGGUAAGAAGACUCCAACUUCACUGAGCUCCCUCUUUUGUUAUUUUAGUGAAGUGUUCAGAAAUAUAGUAGCUUGCUUUCUGAGAUUUCCAGGCUCUCUUUCCCCUUCGUUUUUGCUGAAUUAUAAAUCAGAAGAAGAAUUUGUUCGUAUCAAUAACAAACUGCGUCGGGGAGACAUAAUUGGAGUUCAGGGUAAUCCUGGGAAAACCAAGAAGGGUGAACUGAGCAUUAUUCCCUAUGAGAUCACACUGCUGUCUCCUUGCUUGCAUAUGUUACCUCAUCUUCACUUUGGCCUCAAAGACAAGGAAACACGAUAUCGUCAAAGAUACCUGGACUUGAUCCUGAAUGACUUUGUGAGACAGAAAUUUAUCAUCCGUUCUAAGAUCAUCACAUAUAUAAGAAGUUUCUUGGAUGAGUUGGGAUUCCUAGAGAUUGAAACUCCCAUGAUGAACAUCAUCCCAGGGGGAGCUGUGGCAAAACCUUUUAUCACCUACCACAAUGAGCUGGACAUGAAUUUAUACAUGAGAAUUGCUCCAGAACUCUACCAUAAGAUGCUGGUGGUUGGUGGCAUUGACCGGGUUUAUGAAAUUGGCCGCCAGUUCCGGAACGAAGGAAUUGACAUGACUCACAAUCCUGAGUUCACCACCUGUGAGUUCUACAUGGCCUACGCAGACUAUCGAGAUCUCAUGGAAAUCACAGAGAAGAUGAUUUCAGGGAUGGUAAAGCACAUCACAGGCAGUUAUAAGGUCACCUACCAUCCAGAUGGCCCAGAGGGCCAAGCCUACGAGAUUGACUUCACCCCACCAUUUCGGAAAAUCAGCAUGGUAGAAGAGCUUGAGAAGGCCCUGGGCGUGAAGCUGCCAGAAACGAACCUCUUCGAAACUGAAGAAACUCGCAAAAUUCUUGAUGAUAUCUGUGUGACAAAAGGUGUUGAAUGCCCUCCACCUCGGACUACAGCCAGGCUCCUAGAUAAGCUUGUUGGGGAGUUCCUGGAAGUGACAUGCAUCAAUCCUACAUUCAUCUGUGAUCACCCUCAGAUAAUGAGCCCUUUGGCAAAAUGGCACCGCUCUAAAGAGGGUCUGACUGAGCGCUUUGAGCUUUUUGUCAUGAAGAAGGAAAUCUGCAAUGCCUACACCGAGCUGAAUGACCCCAUGAAGCAGCGGCAGCUUUUCGAAGAACAGGCCAAGGCCAAGGCCGCUGGCGAUGAUGAGGCCAUGUUCAUAGAUGAAAACUUCUGCACUGCCCUGGAAUACGGGCUGCCCCCCACAGCUGGCUGGGGCAUGGGCAUUGACCGAGUCACCAUGUUUCUCACAGACUCCAAUAACAUCAAGGAAGUACUUCUGUUUCCUGCCAUGAAACCUGAAGACAAGAAGGAAAAUGUAACUGUUGAUACAUUGGAAGGCACAGCAGUUGGCACUUCUGUUUAGAAAAUAGUAAUUGCAAGUCACAGAACUCAGGCAUCUUUGCACUAUUGCAGAAGAUCAAGGACUGCAAGGGAAUUCUUGUAUGUUGCUAUCCACUUGACUAUUGCAGUUCAGUAACCACAGAGAGAAAAGGAAUUAAGAAUUCCUCUUUUACUUCUUGUUACCAAAUAAACCAUUUGUCUCUA